AGGAGGAAUGAGGGCACGAAAGCGAUGGCAUAAGGCUCGGAGUGUGGACAUGCAUAAGAGUUUUCGUGUGCUGGUCUGCUCUAGAAAUUUAGGUCGUCCAUUCCCAGUUUUAUGAUCUAAAGGUUCCGAACCAAUGGGUAUAUAUGUUGUGGCACGUGGACAGAUGGCUAGAUCAACUCUACCAUGGAUUUUUUUUUUUUUGGGAAGGGGAGGACGUAAUUGUAUUAAGAUUUGAUAGCUUAGGGAUAUUCUAGUCUUUUUGAUAUUGUAUUGCUAUGUAUUUUGAGACGGAGGGAGUAUUAUAUGCGUGGUUAAUUUGUUAUCACACUAGUCAUCUCAAAUUACAUGAUGAAAUUUGGUGUUUUCCAGGUAAGUUGGAAUUAAUCAGUUAGCUUAAUUUUGUUGGGUUGACAGGGCAGAUCGAUGGCGUGCAUGGAUGAUGUUCCUCUAUGCAUCCUGCAGUGCAUCAUGAUGUUCCUGCUGCCGGAUGUGGGAGACGUGGUGCGCGCGUCAGCAGUGUCGAGGAGGUUGCGUGAGGCGUGGAUGGGGAUGGAGGCCUACGAGCUGGAUGCAUCCACCAUCCCUGAUCAUCACCUCCUCGACCUCGACUCCACCUUUGCCGCCAUCGUCGACCGCGUCGUCUUCAACCACUCCGGCCCCGGCAUCAAGUCCAUGUCGCUGGCGCACACGCGCUACGACACCGACGGCGACCGGAGGGUGACGGCCUGGCUGGACCGCCUGGCGUCCCGCGAGCACCACCGCCUGGAGAGGCUCGACGUCAACAUUGGCGCCGCCCUGCACACGCCGGCGUCGCUGUUCCGGUGCGAGACGCUGGUGGAGCUGCGGCUGGUGGUGCACGCCGCCGCUCGUGGGUUGCGGCUGGACGUGGACGGCGCCGUCCAUCUCCCGCAGCUGAGGCGGUUGUGCCUGGAGCACGCGGGGUUCCGCAGCUCGACCCAAUUCCAGAACCUCAUCGACGGGUGCCCGUUGCUGGAGUUGCUGCACCUGAGGUUCACGGCGGUGGCGCGGAGGGAGGACACGGUGGGCAUCGAGAUCCGCAGCCCGUCGGUCCGGCGGGUGGUGUUGGAAGGGUGCGGCGGGUACGGCAUGGUGCCGUUCGAGGUGUCGGCGCCCAACGUGGAGGAGUUGGUGUUGUCCGGGCGGAACAUGGUCGCCGUCGAGAAGGGCGGCGUGAGGAGGCUGUCGGCGCGGAAGGUGAGCCUGCUCAUGGACGACAAGCUGUGGUGGUACAACGUCUUUGCACCCUUCCACCACUUCACGGCCUUCCUCAACGUCGGGACCAACAUGAGUCGCAUCAUGGCUGGCUUCCAUGGCGUCCUCGAGCUCGCCAUCUCCGGCUGGUGCAUCGAGUACCUGUCGAAGAUCGUGGACAGCAUGAAUCUGCCGGAUUGGGGAAUAGAGGUUCUGAGAGUGGAGGGAAUGUGGCCAAACCAAGGCCAAGCAGGCGUCGUCCUGCAUCUCCUUCGCAGCUCGCCAUGUCUCAGGAACCUUUUCAUCACCAACGAGUUGGAGCAUCCCAGGGAGAUCUCGAUCGAUGAGAAUCGGGAGCAGUAUCCUGCAACGCCGGAGUUCCUGUUCGACGCCGUGCCCGGCCGGCUGACCCAUCUGAGGCGCUUCUUCAUGUUCAACUUCAGCGGCAACCGCAACGAGAUCAGCAUCAUCAAGUUCGUCUUAGGAAGCUCAUCCAUUUCCAUCAACCCGGACCAGUUCGGUGUCACUGAUUACCUCGGCAACGACUGGAGUUCCACCCAGCUUAUCCUAGCCUCGCUCUAGUUGAUUCGCUAGCUCUCUCCUGUGUGUGUCUUCAUCGACAUUUUAUCAUCGAUAGAUCUGGCUAGUAGAUGAUGCCAGAUGUUAUUGCAGAUAUAUGGUGCAACUGCACACAGACAAUCCAUGCAGUGGUUCAUGCAAUGCAAGUAUGCAACAGACUGUUUUAAAGGAGAAGAAGCUUCGUUUAGCAUUGCCGCAUUCUCUGUUUUUUUUGUUAUGUAUGAGGUUCAUCUGUAUCUUUAUAUUGCUAGGGGCAAGGCUGGUGGUUGCUUUUGCCCUUUAAUUUGUGAGUAUGAGUAUCACUGGCUAGGCAGCAAAACUAUAUAUAUUCUCCUAGUCCUAGGCUCCUAGCUAUCUGAAGAAAUGAACUUUUUUUUCUGCCUUCUUGAUUUGUGCAGAAUAGCUUUAUGAGGGAUAACAGGGGAAGAACUGAAUAUGCUUAAAGGAGAUGCAGCAUGUAUGCCUGCUUUUUGUUUACAAAUGUAUGACACUAUGGUGGUUGUAUUGAUUAUAUAUUGGUCAAAACCUUUUCAACCUCUGUCCACCAAUAUGCUUUAUUUAUAAUUAUACAGGUUGGCUGAUGGAGAUUACACCGGUAGAUUUGUUGUCGAAAAAUACAUUAAAAGAAAAGGAAUCUACAGAUUCAUGGCUACACAAUUCCUAGCAUACAUGUAUAGAUUAAGCUAAACAGAGGAAAUGCUAGUACAGCUCAUGUAUCUGAUCCAUCCGGUGGAAACUUAUGAAAAGUGACACCUGCUUCUGUUGUUUUGCGAGGAAAAAUGAUUCCAUCCUUACAGGUCAUAUGUGUGCUGCCACUGCUUGUUUGUUUUGAUUCUUCAAGUGCAUAAGACAAGUUGAUGAGUGAAAGUAAAGCCACCGACCUUCUUACAUACUUCUAAGAAAACUAGCCUGUUACUGAAAAUUUACAGUGGUGAAUAACAGAUGAAGGAAAACAAAUGGAUGGAGGGGAGCUCACUUUUGUCCUAGUGUUUGCCUAGAGGAAAUGUAGUGGCCAUACUGUAGGCUAUCCACCAUGCAUGCAACAAGUGGAGAAGAUUAUAUAUUGCUGACUUUUCUGUUACAGUUAUUUUUGUGCUUGAAAAUGACAUCUUCUCUUUGACACUGAAAUGCCUUGAGUGUUUUAUUUUGGAUCCUUGAGGAAGGAGAAGAUGCGCAAAGAGUAGUUUGGUGAAUCUGAAUGCAUCCCCCAAUUUACUUCCUCUGAGGAAAGAAAAGCAAUUAGCAACUGA
Molecule: messenger RNA, 3041 nt
Organism: Oryza sativa Japonica Group (Japanese rice)
Lineage: Eukaryota; Viridiplantae; Streptophyta; Magnoliopsida; Poales; Poaceae
Product: putative FBD-associated F-box protein At1g55030
Source: RefSeq, a predicted model, not a curated record